GUGACGUUAUGUUAAAAAAUAUAACCAUAAUAAUGUAAAAAAAAUAAAAAUCUGAAUACAUUUUGGCCAAGAUUUAUGAAGAAUAUUUAUUUGCAAAAUUUUACAAGAAAAACACUUUUUUUCAAAAUGUUUGGACUUUUUCAUUUAUAUAGCAAAAAAAGAAAAAUCCCAGUGGUGAAUAAAUACCACCAAAAUAAAGUUUUAUCUAUCUAAAACAUUCAUAUGGGUACAGUGUUCUAUGACUGCGCAAUUGUCAUUCAAAGUGUGAUAGCACUGAAAGCUGAAACUUGGCCUGGACAGGAAGGGGUGAAAGUGAUCGGAUUUGAAGU
Staurois parvus is the source of this 329-nucleotide messenger RNA. The record is from the annotation of a GenBank genome assembly. NCBI's taxonomy places the organism in Eukaryota, Metazoa, Chordata, Amphibia, Anura, Ranidae.